AUGUUUGUUUACAUUCAAAGUGCGAAACCUGGGCUCACUAUCCCUCGCCUGGGUGGGYGAUGGAUCAGGGGUGCUGCUGGUGCUGACGACAUUUCAUGUGCCGGUGUUCAUGAUGCGUUUAGGCCAGUCCAACCUGUACAGGAGGUGAGCAAAAAGCCUCUCGGAGCAGAUUGYUUUAGAUGUUUUCAGUGUUUUGUGGGUCUGAAUUCAAGCUUCUCCGUGUGCAUCAGUGAAGAYCACGGAAAGACGUUCAAAGACGUGACUCACCUGAUCAACCACACRUUCAUCCAGACGGAGUUCGGUAUCGCCAUUAGCCCAGACCACUCGGGGAAGGUGAUCCUGACAGGCGACGUGUCAGAGAUCGGGGACUUCCGACUGUUUCGCUCGCUGGACUUCGGCCUGACCUUCGAGUCCACUGACCUGCCGUUUGUUCCUCUCAUUCAGCUGCUGUACAACCCUGCAGACUGCAACACUCUCCUGACCCUCAGUAUCUCAUUGAACUUGUGGCUCUCCGAGGACUUUGGCAGCACGUGGAGAAAACUCCAUAAGAGUGUGUGUUUGGUCAGAUGGGGCCCAAAAAACAGCAUAUACUUUACAACCAACAACAACGGAUCUUGCAAUGACAAAGGAUCAUUACAAUUAAAGAGGAGCGAUGACUACGGCGGAAGUUUUAAGACCAUUGCCACCAAAGUUUACUCUUUUGUUCUGGGAGGAAAAUUUGUUUUUGCCUCCGUCAUGACAGGAACGGGCACAGAGCGUGGGAUCCAUGUCUCAGUGGAUGGAGGUGAUCACUGGAACACGGCCCAGCUUCCUUCUGUCACCCACCAGCAGUUUUACUCCAUCCUCUCAGCCAAUCAGGGCAUGAUCUUCAUGCAUGUGGAYGACCCAGGAGACUCUGGUGUUGGAACCAUCUAUGUGUCAGACGACAGAGGAACCGUUUUCUCCAAGUCUCUGGAGCGCCACCUUUACACAACCACAGGGAGCGACACAGACUUCACAGCCGUUGCGUCUUUCAGGGGCGUCUUCAUGACCAGCGUACUCUCUGAGGAAGGUGAGGUGGAGACUGUGAUCACUUUCAACCAAGGAGCAAAGUGGCAGCCGCUGCAAAGGCCAGAGAACAGCCCCUGUAACACAGAGACRUCCACAAACAGACCAAACAGAUGCAGACUUCACAUCCACGCCUCCUACAGCACCACCAUGAAAAUGAACGUCCCAAUGCUGCCUCUCUCACAGCCCAACGCCGUGGGUCUCAUCCUGGCUCAUGGCAGUGUUGGAGAUGCCGCCUCAGCUCUCUUCCCUGACGUCUAUGUGUCUGAUGAUGGUGGUCACACAUGGCUGCUGGCCCUCAGGGGUCCCCAUCACUACGCUAUCCUGGACUCUGGAGGACUGCUGGUUGCUGUGGAGCACAGCAGCUCGCCAGUCAAUCGGAUAAAGUUCUCCACAGAUGAAGGGCAGUGUUGGCACACGUAUAACUUCACCAACGACCCGCUUCACUUCAGCGGCAUGGACAGUGAGCCCGGCUCUCGCUCGAUGAACGUCAGCGUGUGGGGCUACAGGAGCGACUUCAGUAACUGGGUGGUGAUCACCAUAGACUUCAAGAAGCUCCUCACCAGAGAAUGUAAUGAAGAAGACUAUGUAGCGUGGCAGGCUCACUCUGAAGACUCCAGUAGCGACGGCUGUGUUCUAGGCUAUAAAGAGUCUUUCCUCCGCUUGAGGAAAGACUCAGUCUGCUGGAAAGGGAGGGACUUUGAAGUCACCAAGAAGCUGUCCCGCUGUCCGUGUACAGUGGCUGAUUAUCACUGUGACUUUGGGUAUUAUCGUCCAGAGAACAGCUCGGAGUGUGUGGAGCAGGAGGACAUGACGGGCCGGGCUCUAGAGUUCUGUUUAAAUGGGACCACAGAGCUGCUGCAGACCAGCGGCUACCGGAAGGUUCCAGGAAACCAAUGUGAAGGAGGUUUUCAGCCAGAGAGGAAGGAGACCGACUUGAUGAAGCUGUGCACCAGCAACGCCCUUUACCCCAAUUCUCUGCAGACUGAAUACAGCUCACCAAAUACUGCCAUCAUAGUGAUGGUCGUCAUCGCCAUCCUCCUGAUGAGCGCAGUAACAGGCGUUUGGCUGGUUAAGAAAUACGUCUGUGGAGGACGGUUCCUUGUGCACAGAUACUCAGUUAUGAGGGAACAUGUGGAAGCGAACAAAAUAGAAGGAGUGGAUGAUGUCGACACAAACUACAUGGAGACAGAAAAAACACAGUUCAAUGAAGACUCAGAUCAGGACCUUUUAGUAUAAGACGUCUUUCGUGAAGUCUGGGCUUUCCUGUUGUUCCCACAUGGCCUGCUCCCCUCUUCUCGCUCUCUUCCCCUCCAGUGGCUGGAGGACUCUGCAGCAGCGGGUUUACAGUUAUGGCUCAUAUAAAGGGUGGGAAAUGGCACAAAACAAAACAAAAAAAAAGAAAAGAAAAGAAAAGGCCUCUGGGAUCCCUGGAGAGAUUUUGUUAUUUCGUUCACAAAGAGUUUUGUAAGAACCAAUCAGUGUGAAUUUGGGCUCCGGUUAGUUUUCUCACAUGCUGACUUAAAAAGAGGCGGCCUCAAACUGCAGGAGCACCGCUGACGCUAAACCUUGGAUAUUUUAUGGGGCUUUCAGAGUGUUUUAAGGAGCAGCAGUGCAACAUAUGUAGCCUGUUGUCCUUUAAGCCUUUUUAUAUUUUGUAAAUGUAAGCAACACACCAGAUACAUUGCUGGAGGGCCGUUUAACCUUCAUUUGUUCAGCUCCACGAGUCACUAAAACAAACCCAUUUUUAAAUACUACUUAUUUUUUAAGUUUCUUUUUAUAUUUUAUAUCUUGUGUUUUAAACUUUUUAUCAUAAAAUCAAGUAAAUACUGAACAGGAUUUGUUAUAAUUGCUAACUGAGUUAGAAUUAAUUGUUCAUUAAGCUCCAAUCUCCUAAAAUUAAACCAUCAUCUCCUUUUAUACAUUAAGUUAACAAUAGAGUUAAUGAAACCCAUUUAAAUUCUUCAUUAUUAAUUUUUGAGAUAUUCUUACCUACUUUAAAUUGACAAUCAAAUUCAGUAUUGUUUUACCACAUAAAUACAGUGAUGAGACACAAUGUAGCUAAAUAAGCAUUCUGUUAAUGUGAACAUGAACACAAAAAAACAUACAUUUCUAUUUGAAGCUGCAGCUGCAGUUUCUGGGUAAAUUUGGUGAAUUGUGUGCAGUGUUAGGUCUAUAGAUCACGUUUUGUUUUUUAUAAUCCAGCUGCUUCUUAUGAAGUUCAAAGACAGAUGUAGUGAUUGUAAAAAGUAAUUGCACUCAGCUAAAAGAAAAGGCUGUAAUAUCAUAAUUGUGGCAACAGUUUGGCAUAGACAUGCUCAGAUAUUGCAGCUUUUAAACAUGACAGCCAAGAAUAAUAACAGAAGUCACUAAAUCAAUAGUUUAGAUUUUUUGAGCUGGGGUUUUAUGGUUUUAUAGGUAAUUAAUACCUGAUCUGUUGUAGAUAGCUCUUUGAUUGACCUCAGUUUGGCAAAAUAGUUUGAUUCUGAUCAGAUUGAUGAGCUAAUGGCUAAUAUGAGUGAGGGAUGAAGUGAUGUAUUGUCCUAAAAUGGCUCUAAUCUAAAAUUUAUACUUGUGUUUUUUUGUAAAAGCAAAUAGCAGCAACCAGUGUAAAUAACCACAUGAUCCAGAGUUAAUGGUGUAAAUAUUUAUAAAAUGACAUUCACAUGAACUUGAGAUGGCAAGAACCCAUUUUGGUCUUAGUCCAAAUUAGCCGUUAGCUCAUCAAGCCGAUUUUUCUCUAGACUGAGACCAUUCAAAGUGCUGUCUGCAACAAGUAAGAUACUACCUGUUCAUGCCCUUUCCACAGAACCACACUUAAAAAGAUUUGAACAACCACUUAAGUUUUUUUUCUUUUUAUGGCACACUGAGUUUCAGUCUUAAUGAGCAUCUUUGUUAUUAGAUAAAAUGUGACAGAGAGCAGCUUAACUCAGCCGAUCUCUUCUGCUCUUUGAUAUGUGUGUUUGUGUGUGUGUGUGUGGUGAAAAUGACAGACUUGAAUUGUUGCCAAAGCACUUUUACUGUUAGUUUUUUACAGAUUUUGGAGGUGAGGGUUGCCAAAGGGAAACCUUGGCUUAGCAUUAUUGGAGCAUGAAGGUGAUGCGAACACAAACCCUUUACUUGAACUAAAACUUUUGCCUAACAGGUUGCACCGGUACAAUAUGCUCCUCUACUUAUGACAUUGAUUUUUUUAUUAUUUUACUAAUAUGUCCCACAUACCAACAUGUAUCUUUCUAAUGACUUUAAGGCAGAUGAAAACAUAUUCAUCAAAAUACCUUACUUGUAUUUAAGGGCAAUUUGUAGAAAUACCUUAAAUCUCUUAAAAAGUUUCACAUUUUGUAACAAAUGAAUUAGGACCCUUUUAUCAAGUGCUAUUUUUUAAACACACCAACACUAGUUGGCUGCAUUUCAUUUUUUCCCUUUUGUUUUUUAUAUAAAAUGUUGGCUGACUACAUUUCUAAUAUCUGCAGAGAUGAAUGUUUGACAAACACACUGAGCUGUUUGAUGCUCGUGUCCUCCAGCAGAGGCAAUAAUAUCCCAGUUAAUAAGCUAUUGUACUAAACAGGCACAAUAAAUGAGGGUUUUUCUCAGAGACUGUUGGGUGGCCUUGGUCAGAAAUAAAAAGCAAACGUCUGUGCUUGAUACAUCCUAAUUUACUCAACUGUCAGUGAGAGCAAACCCAGCUAUUUUACUGGAUUCAAUGACUUUGGUUUUUGCACUGUAUCUACAGACCUGUGAAAGUGUUGCAUUUGUUGACGUUGUAUAACUACAUCCUGUUAAAAGAAGAUAGGGCCAUGGGUUCUGACUUUUUUUCUUCCCAUCUUGUUUCUCUGAUGUCAGAGAUAAGCGUCUCUAAAUGAAUUUGCUUUGUAGCAGAAGAGAUGUUUUGUAACAAUGUUGGCAUUUACAGAAUGAAAUACAGUAACACCAUCUCUUUUA
Molecule: messenger RNA, 4986 nt
Organism: Austrofundulus limnaeus
Lineage: Eukaryota; Metazoa; Chordata; Actinopteri; Cyprinodontiformes; Rivulidae
Product: sortilin
Exons: 19
Coding region: 1-2286 (761 amino acids)
Biological process (GO): vesicle organization; Golgi to endosome transport; endocytosis
Cellular component (GO): Golgi apparatus; membrane
Molecular function (GO): protein binding
Source: RefSeq, a predicted model, not a curated record